AUGGCCCAAUUCGAAUUGAGUAAGACAUGGAAAAUCCUCGGACCAUUUCCAAUCGGUUCUCGAGAGCAGGACUUUGGAGCAGAUCUGUUAGAAAACUAUGGCGGAUUCAGCCAACUGAAGUAUUCGACUACAGCAAAGUUUCCCUCUGAAUUAGUGGAGGGAGGUUUUGUUGGAUGGUCUACUGUAACUGCAGAUGAUAAUUGUGUCGUUGGCCCGCUGGGCUUCACGAAUGUUAGGUUCGCGAAACACAUGCUUGAUUGUGAUUCGUAUUUGUCUUGUCUUGACCGAAAAAGAUUGUGGGAAAACAAUGGGGCGCCCUUUGGAUGGUCAAUUGAGCAAUAUCAAGCAUGGGCAAGAGGCCUAUUAGUUGUGCAUGAACCAGUCCAAUUGUUUAUUCAGAUAAGCGGCGUGUCUGAGUUUUACCUUGACGGGGUCAAAUAUCAUGGCGAUUGUUACGCUUAUAACACAACAACGCAUAUAGUCUCCAUGAAGCAUGGAAAACACCAUUUAGACGUAAGGAUAGUUCAUGACGUACGAGUAUUUGGUGGCAGCAAAGUGCCGCCGCGGUGUCAAUUUCAAGUGCACCUUUAUACCCGUGGUGAGGAAGCUUUGGUUUACCCUGAGGAUUACGUUUUAAUUAGACCUGCUCUGCCUGCUCCACCAAAGACAUCUUCCUCUCCCUCCCCAAACAGAGCAGAAGAACAACAGCAGACCGUUUGCGAGCUUUUGAUGCCAGAUUAUCUCAAAGAUAUAGGCUUUGCAGGAUCUUAUGGUUGUGUCUAUGUACAGAAUGCUGGUGAUGAAACUCUUUGGGUUACUUCUCUGACUUUGUGUAUAGUAGAUGAUCAAACGUUAGCGUCAAGGACAAAAAAUGGUUUGUUCAUGGAAUAUAAAACGGAUCUAUUAAUGAGCAAUGAGCUUCUCUAUUUGAUACCUGGCCAAAUGCGCCCUAUUGGUUUUCACUUUCAAAAAGAAUUCGGCACAUUGCCUGCUACCAAAAUUUUGCGGUUUUGGGUGCGUAUUGGGUUUGCAAUCCAAUACGAUACAGCAGAUGGAAGAAGUGAGUUUGCUGUCCGCGCCACAUCCAAUGUCCGUUGUGUUGAUUGGAUUCACUCAGCUUUUCGUUAUACAUUUUUGGACUAUGACAAUACAGUGCACUACGCAAUGGCGAAAAGACCGAACACAUUGACUACUAGUACCACUAAGCCAGUGAUUGUAGCGCUCCAUGGAGCAGGCGUUGAGGCUGACUCGGAGUUUUGGACUGAUUCUGUGCCUACACAAAAAACGUCUUGGUAUAUCCUACAGGACGAACGCCUUGUGUCAAAACCUUAUGAAACACCAUUAACGUUAAAACCAGAGGACCAGCGAGAGUGGACAGUUGGUGAUAUCGAAAAAUUAAUCGUCAUAGGCCAUAGUAAUGGCGGACAAGGAGCGUGGUAUUUUGCUACACAUUUCUCUGACAAAGUUAUAGCAGCUGUUCCUGUUGCUGGCUAUGUAAAGAUUCAAGAUUAUAUAUCUUACGCCAACUGGGUGGGUCAAAGUUACUGCGACCCACAGUUGAAAGGUAUGAUAUGCCUCCUACAGACAACCAUUGCCGUGCUUCCAAGACUAGGGACUGAAGAUGACAAUGUUCCGCCGUUGCACACCAGAAAGUAUGUAAGAAUUUUGAAUGGAAUUUUGAAAACACCAACAGCCAUAAAGAUAUCAGAAGUAUCUAUGACAGGUCACUGGUGGGAUACGGUAUUCAGUGAUCGAAUUGUUCAAGACUUUCUAACAAAAAACCAGAAAAUAAAAGCAAGAUUUGAACCUGACGAUUUUUCUAUCACACUGAUGAACCCGGCGGGAAGUGGAAGUAUUCAUGGAAUACAAAUUGAGCAACUGACAAUCCCUUAUAGAUUAGGCAAGAUACAAGGCUAUUAUUCAAAAGAUCAGCACGGCAAAACGAUACUAAUGCUUAAGACCACAAAUAUUGCAUCGUUCCGGUUCACAAAGUAUUUUAGAGGAUGUAAUAAACUAACAGUUGAUGAGGAUAAGUUUCUACAUUUGGAAAAAAACUAUACAAAAAGUGAAAAUGUUCAUUUAUCAUAUGAUAGAAAGACGAAACGAUGGAAGUUGGAAGCAUGUAGGGUGACAGAACGAAACAAAAAUCCCUAUGGUCCGGUUCACCGUAUGUACGAGUCAAAGAUGGCUCUUAUCAUAGUCAUUCCGCAAAAAGACAUGUAUGAACAUGCAGCUUUGCAAAUUGCUCAUGAUUGGUAUCUGUAUGGCAGAGGUGACGCUAUCAUUGUUUAUGAUAAUGACGAUGCUACCUUCGAUAAAAUUAAGCAUGACAGUGUACAUUAUUGCAUUUACCUGGGAUUGAUCAAUGAGAAUAAGAAAAUGAAAGAGCUUAUAUCGAAAUCAACGAUUUGUAAUAUUGAUAUCAAGGAAAACAUGGAUAGUACAAUUAGUAUCAGAGUCUCUAACAGGAAGUUUAACGAAGCUGGAACAGGUCUAUUGUUAAUGCAGCCAGGGUUAUUAGAAGGAGAAAUCGCGCUUAUUAUCACUGGAACGGACAUCAAUGGAUUUGAUUCAGUACUGCAGCUUAUACCAAAACGUACAGGAAUGAUGACACCAGAAUGGGUGAUUACACAUAGUAGUGAAAUGAAAGCAACAGGCUUGGGUGGUAUCUUAGCGGCAGGGGAACGUUACUCUAUUCAGCCUUUUCAACAUUUUCAGUUAGACAUUGUGUUACAAUAUCUUGACAAGAAGUAUCUUUUCAGCCAAACGAAGAGUCACCAUGAGACCGAAUUCCGAAGCUAUGUACCCAUACUUGUCUUAUUAACUGUUUUGCAUACAACGGCUUUUAAGGCGUACAUUUGCGUCAAAAACAUACACUGA
This is a messenger RNA of Mycotypha africana, 2880 nucleotides long. RefSeq lists its product as uncharacterized. The transcript is spliced from 15 exons. NCBI's taxonomy places the organism in Eukaryota, Fungi, Mucoromycota, Mucoromycetes, Mucorales, Mycotyphaceae. The record is from RefSeq and is a predicted model, not a curated record. The coding region runs from base 1 to 2880 and encodes 959 amino acids.